AUUUCUAUUCUCUAAAUUUUAAUUGCCUUCUCGGAGCGCCCAACGAGCACAUUCUGACUUCUGAGGAAGAAAGCAACACAACUCGACUCUCUCAGUUUCCAAUCCCACCGGCCACCGCGACGGCGCCACCCUGUAACCGCUAAUUCACCUUGGGAAGGAUCUUAAUUGCACCAUUUUGGGAAAGAGAUUGCUGCUUGAGAUCCAAGAGUAUGUUCUCCUGUUACUUAUUUUUUACUUUGCUCCACUCUGUUCAUGGUUAUUUUGUUAUAUUGGUAAAAACAUGAUGCAAUUCAAAUUCAUUACAACUUAUUGGCUUGGGCAAAGAACUUUUUUGAAACACAAGCUAAGCCCAAACAUUGUCUUUUUGAGUUUUCAAAAAAGGAUGUCCUUACAAAUUGCCACCCCCCAUUGAUUAUCUUACUUGUUUACUUACAUUGCCACAUAAAUAUAUAUUGGAGCUUUGAAGCGAAACGAAUUAAACCUCCAUCAAUCAUGAAACAAGAUGUUGCACAAGAUAACACCAACUCAUAUCCAAAGAAAUCAAUCCCCCCCUACAUGAAGGCAAUCUCUGGCUCGCUUGGAGGGAUUGUGGAGGCUUCUUGCCUGCAACCUAUUGAUGUGAUCAAGACCAGAUUGCAGCUUGAUCGGUCAGGGAAUUACAAGGGAAUAGUCCAUUGUGGUGCCACAAUAUCACAAACAGAAGGGGUGAGGGCUUUAUGGAAGGGGUUGACACCUUUCGCCACACAUUUGACCUUGAAGUAUGCACUUAGAAUGGGUUCAAAUGCAUUAUUUCAAUCAAUGUUUAAGGACCCUGAGACUGGCAAGCUUAGCAGUCAUGGGCGUCUCCUUUCUGGGUUUGGUGCUGGGGUGGUCGAGGCUGUUCUUAUUGUCACGCCAUUUGAGGUGGUGAAAAUAAAAUUGCAGCAGCAGAGAGGUCUAAGCCAUGAGCUUUUGAAAUAUAAAGGUCCUGUGCAUUGUGCUCGAAUGAUUGUAAAGGAAGAAGGACUUCGUGGGCUUUGGGCAGGAGUUACUCCUACGAUAAUGCGUAAUGGGACAAAUCAAUCUGCCAUGUUUACUGCCAAAAAUGCUUUUGACGUGCUUUUAUGGAAGAAACAUGAAGGAGAUGGGAAAGUCCUCCAACCAUGGCAGUCUAUGAUUUCUGGAUUCCUUGCAGGUACCGCAGGUCCUAUUUGUACUGGUCCCUUUGAUGUAGUGAAAACAAGGCUGAUGGCUCAGAACCGAGUGGGGGGUGAACUGAAGUAUAAGGGUAUGAUCCAUGCCAUCAGAACAAUAUAUUCAGAAGAAGGACUUGUUGCCUUAUGGAAAGGUCUGUUGCCUCGGCUCAUGAGGAUCCCUCCUGGACAGGCCAUUAUGUGGGCUGUGUCUGAUCAAGUAAUUGGUUUGUAUGAGAGGAGAUAUCUUCAAAUUUCAGCACCCUAGGUUUUUUUUGUCCUAACAUUGUUUUGGCUUGCCCCAGAAACCAAUUCAUUCCAAGCUGUGGCGGAGCCACUUGGUUAGGUACCAGCUGAUUUUCAAAAGAUGCUAUAUAUUUUCUUUAAAAAUUAUGGUAUAGUCUUGAUAUUAGUUAAGUUUUUAAAAAUAAUAUAACAUUGGUAUUAAUUGGAUUUUACUAGUUGGG
Gastrolobium bilobum is the source of this 1639-nucleotide messenger RNA. RefSeq names its product mitochondrial succinate-fumarate transporter 1. Gene Ontology annotation, biological process: succinate transport; fumarate transport. NCBI's taxonomy places the organism in Eukaryota, Viridiplantae, Streptophyta, Magnoliopsida, Fabales, Fabaceae. Bases 493 to 1440 code for a protein of 315 amino acids. The transcript has 4 exons. The record is from RefSeq and is a predicted model, not a curated record.